Molecule: messenger RNA, 1388 nt
Organism: Sander lucioperca (pikeperch)
Lineage: Eukaryota; Metazoa; Chordata; Actinopteri; Perciformes; Percidae
Product: BPTI/Kunitz domain-containing protein
Exons: 6
Coding region: 71-721 (216 amino acids)
Molecular function (GO): serine-type endopeptidase inhibitor activity
Source: RefSeq, a predicted model, not a curated record
CAACCCACUCCCACUGUAGUUUACAACCCUCACUCAUUCCAGCAAAGACAGCACAAAGACAAGCAGCAAGAUGAAGCACCUGUUGUUUUUGGGGAUUGCAUUUGCUGCAUUCUGCGUCAGCCAUACAAAUCCUCCAGAUUUCUGUCGUUUGCCGUCUGAUGAAGGUGAAGGCACAAGCUUUAACUUUGCUUUGUAUUAUGACCACACCAAGGAUGAGUGCAAUCCUUUCCUAUACAGAGGCAUAGGAGGAAAUGCCAACCGUUUUCUAAAUGAAAGAGAUUGCAUAAGAAACUGUUCCGUCAACGCAGAGAAUAUCUACCCCAUGGAUGCGUCCAAAGCUUGCCACUUAAAAAAGGCUGGAGGUAAAUGCAGUGCUCAGGUUUUGAGAUACUACUACGAUUCUGUUCAUGACAAAUGCAAAAAAUUCCUUUGGACUGGAUGCAUCGGAAACGGAAACAGAUUUUUUGACCAGGGCAGCUGCAACUCCACCUGUGCUGGCAUCCAUGAUGAUGGCGAGGAAGAAGAGGAGGAGGAGCCAGACACUCCUAUUGCAAUCAUCUGUGGAGUUCUGCUUGCUGUCAUUAUUGCCGCCGUCUUAAUAACUGUGAUUGUCUUGACCGUUCAGUCAAAGAAAAAGAGCCCCAAGAAGAAGGCAGCAGGGAAAAGUAAAGACCCCCAGUCUGGCACACCUCUUCAGGAGAAGGGGAUUGAAAUGGCAUAGAAAGUUAUGUCACCUCAAUAGCAACAUGUGGAGUUUUCAUCAGUUUGGUUUUGUAUUAUUAUUAACUCUACUAGUCUUGAUACCAAACAUAUCAACUGAUUAUAACAUUUAUGUUCAAUUCAGAUUUUUUUACUGACAUGUAAUAACUACAAUUUUGUUCAAUUUUUUUUUUGUUUCACUUAAAACAUGUGCAAAGUAAUGUUUCUUGUAUUUUUUCCUUGGAGCUUUACCGUGUAUUUUCAUUCCGCAACCCCAAAUAAAUCUGAUGAGUCUGAUGAGUGUAAUCAAAAGAAACCAGAACUGAAACGAUUAUAGUCAAUUCAUUGAUUAGUUGAUUCAUCAGCAACCAUUUUGAUAAUUAAUUAAUUGUUGAAGUCAUUUUUUCAGGAAAGAUGGCAAAUGUUUCCUUUGUUCCAGCUUUUUCAGUUGUGAGGAUUUUCUGCUUUUAUUUGCCUAAUGUGAUAGUAAACUGAAUAUAUAUUGGGUUUUGGACUAUUGGUCGGACAAAAACUUUUGGGACCCAGGAAAUUGUGAUAGACAUUCUCACAAAUUUCAUAUAAUGAAUUCAGUCGGCAGAUCAAUUAUUAAUGAAAUUCAUUGUUAAGUGCUGCCUUAAAAAAAAAACAAAUCAAGACUUUAGGGAAAUAUUUACGUUACAUAUUUACAU